CGCAUGCGUGCAACACUGUGGAGGCGGUAGUUUGUUCGGCGUCAAGACUGGAGGCUGAGUGCUAAACUGUGUGGGGCGCGGAUGGGAUCCGGCUGUUAGUCGGUAGGCAUAGCUUUGUGUUAUUCUUGGAAAAUUUCGCACCACUUGUGAAUUCCUUGAACCUGGGCAUUGCAAACCCACUUCUGUUGGGCCCGUCUCCUUUGCACUUUGCUCAGAUUAAGACUCAGUUGGCGCUUCAGCAGCUGAAUGCCGUUGCCUCACAUGGGUCAACAUCACCUUAUACUUUAUUAAAUCAGGCAUUCUUGAAAGUAGCCAUGUCGAGACCCAGGUUCAAUCCUCGAGGAACCUUUCCACUUCAAAGGCCACGAGCACCUAACCCUCCUGGGAUGAGGCCUCCAGGACCAUUUAUGAGGCCUGGAUCUAUGGGUCUUCCGAGAUUUUAUCCAGCAGGGCGAGCCCGUGGAAUUCCACACAGAUUUCCUGGCCAUGAAUCUUAUCAGAAUAUGGGACCACAGAGAAUGAAUGUUCAGGUAACUCAACAUCGAGCUGACCCGAGAUUAACCAAAGAAAAAUUGGAUUUUCAUGAAGUACAACAAAAGAAGGGGAAGCCUCAUGGUAGCCGAUGGGAUGAUGAGCCACAUAUAACUCCAGCAGUGGGAGUGAAACAGAGUUCUAUAACACAGGUUACAGAGCAGAAUCCUAAAAUACAGAGCCGCUAUACAAAAGAGAGUGCCUCAAGUAUCUUAGCAAGUUUUGGAUUAUCUAAUGAAGACCUAGAAGAACUUAGUCGCUAUCCUGAUGAACAACUAACUCCUGAAAAUAUGCCAUUAAUAUUGCGGGAUAUAAGAAUGCGAAAAAUGGGGCGCCGAUUACCUAAUUUACCUCCUCACAGUAGAAACAAAGAAACACUUGGUAAUGAAGCAGUUUCAAGCAAUGUGAUAGAUUAUGGGCAUGCAAGCAAAUAUGGCUACACAGAAGAUCCACUUGAAGUACGUAUUUAUGAUCCUGAAAUUCCGACUGAUGAGGUCAAGAAUGAAUUUCGGUCGCAGCAGAGCAUUUCUGCAUCUGUUCCCACUCCAAAUGUGAUUUGUAAUUCUAUGUUUCCUGUUGAAGAUGUAUUUCGCCAGAUGGACUUCCCCCGUGAUUCCUCCAAUCAGUCUUUUUUCCCAGUUGAAAGUGGAGCCAAGAUGUCAGGCUUACACAUUUCAGGACAGUCAGUCCUUGAACCUGUAAAAUCUAUUAGCCAAACAGUUAGCCAGCCAAUGAGCCAGUCUCUGAUUCCUCCAUCUUUGAACCAGCAACCUUUUUCAUCUGAAUUAAUUUCAGCUAUAAGCCAGGAAGAGCGGAUCCCACAUAAACCUGUGAUUAGUACAGCUGAUGUACAUGUUGGACCAAGAGGAAGUAAAAAGAACUAUCAGUCAGAGACUGAUCUGCCCAUUCGGUCUCCCUUUGGAAUUGUGAAAGCAUCAUGGCUACCAACGUUUUCACACGCUGAUGCCCAGAAAAUGAAGAGACUGCCAACUCCUUCUAUGAUGAAUGAUUAUUAUGCAGCGUCUCCAAGAAUAUUUCCACAUUUGUGUUCUCUCUGUAACGUAGAAUGUAGUCAUUUGAAGGAUUGGAUUCAGCAUCAAAAUACUUCCACCCAUAUUGAGAGCUGUCGACAGUUACGUCAACAAUACCCCGAUUGGAAUCCUGAGAUCCUCCCAUCAAGAAGAAAUGAGAGCAAUAGAAAAGAAAAUGAAACUCCAAGAAGACGUUCUCAUUCUCCCAGUCCCAGGCAUUCUAGGAGAUCAAGCUCAAGUCACAGGUUCCGUCGCUCUCGAAGUCCAACGCGUUACACAUAUAGACCAAGGAGUCGAAGUCCAAGAAUUUGCCAUCGUUUCAUUUCUAGGUACAGAUCCAGAUCUAGAUCCCGUUCACCAUGUCGAAGUAGAAAUAUAUUUAGAGGAAGUCCAAAACGCUAUCGAUCUGUUAGCCCUGAAAGAACAUCAAGAAGAUCUGUGAGAUCGUCAGAUAGAAAAAAGGCAUUAGAAGAUAUAGUACAACGUUCUGGACAUGGGGCAGAACUUAAUAAACUGAAACAUCUUGAAGCAGUUGAUAAAGGACUCUCACCAGCACAAAAACUUAAAGCUGUCAGUGGAGCAAAGCUGUCAGUGAAAUCUGUAAGCUCUACAAAGAGUGAUGUGCAUUUAGGACAUUCUACUCGGAAGUCUAAGAAUCUUGAAGAUGAUACCUUACCAGAAGGUAAACAGGUGUCUACUAAAGGUGUUUUUCUCCAGCGAAAGCCUCGGAAAGAUCAGUCUUUGAGUUCCAAUUCAAUUCUUCUUGUAUCUGAACUUCCAGAAGAUGGCUAUACUGAAGAAGAUAUUAGAAAAGCAUUUCAGCCAUUUGGAAAGGUUAACGAUGUCCUUCUUGUUCCCUGUAGAAAUGAGGCUUACUUGGAAAUGGAAUUUAGAAAAGCAGUUAUUGCAGUCUUGAAGCACAGUGAAACAACACCUCUUCUGAUAAAAGGAAAAAGUGUGAAAGUGUGUGUUCCAGGAAAGAAAAGAGUACAGAACAAAGAAAUGAAGAAGAAAACUUCAGAUUCAAAGAAAUUAUCUGCAUCUGCUUUAAAAAAAGAGGGGGAUGCUUCAAAAAUCGUUGAAACUGUUGCUUCAGCUUCUUUGGCCAAAACUGGACAAAUCAAGGCAUCCACAACCAAAGUAAAUAAAUCUUCAGGGAAAUCAGCAAGUUCUGUAAAAUCUGUGGUAACGGUAGCUGCUAAAGGUAAAGCUGUCAAAACAGCAAAAUCUGGAAAGAAGUCUCUAGAAGCUAAAAAGACUGCGAAUAUCAAAAACAAAGACUCCAGUAAGCCAGUGACUGUUCCAGCUCCUUUGGAAGUCACAGAAAAUGAACCGGUGAGCAAGGAAAUGGAGGAAAUGUGUGUGGUUUUUAUUUCUAAUUUGCCUAAUAAAGGAUAUUCUACAGAAGAAAUUUACAACUUGGCAAAACCAUUUGGUGGUUUGAAGGACAUUUUGAUUUUAUCAUCUCAUAAAAAGGCAUAUAUAGAAAUAAACAGAAAAUCUGCAGAUUCUAUGGUAAAAUUUUACACCUGCUUCCCAAUAUCCAUGGAUGGAAAUCAGCUCUCCAUAAGUGUGGCUCCUGAAAAUGUGGACAUAACAGACGAGGAAGCUCUGUUUACAAAUUUGAUUAAAGAAAAUGACCCAGAGGCAAAUAUUGAUAAAAUUUACAACCGAUUUGUACAUCUUGACAAUUUACCAGAAGAUGGACUUCAGUGUGUACUUUGUGUUGGGCAUCAAUUUGGAAAAGUAGAUCACCAUGUAUUCAUGAGUAAUAAAAACAAGGUGAUUCUUCAGUUAGAGAGUCCUGAAUCUGCUCUGUCAAUGUACAGCUUUUUGAAACAAAAUCCACAAAACAUAGGAGACCACGUAUUGACGUGUACCUUAUCUCCAAAGAUGGACUCAGAGGUUCCAACUGAGAAAUAUCCAGAACCAGGAAAAGAAAGCCCUGACUUGAAAAUCAAUCCUGUUGAUGAAAAUGAGGUACAAACAGCAGCUGAUAGUCCCUCUGUUAAACCUAGUGAGGUUGAAGAAGAAACUACUCUCAAUAUUCAAACAGAAACUUCAGUACAGCAGGAAAAACUUGGUGAGGAAGAACCGGAACAAGCAUUGUGUGAGUCUGACUUUGGGAUUGAAACACUGGAAAAUGAAAGUCAGGAAGCAGAAAUCAACAUAGAAAUUCCUCCUGUAGCAUCCACUCCAGCUAGCAUUGAGUUAUUCACUGAAAAUAUAGAGGGGUCUGCUUUAAAUCAGCAGGUGUACAUUGGUGACUUUGAGAAGGAAGCGGCAGAAAUUAUGGACCCUGAAGCAGAACUAUCAAUAUCAGACAGUGUAUACAUAGAAGAAAGAAACAUCAAGGUGAUUCCAGAAGACUCUACAUCUGAAGCAGAUAUGUUUUCUGGAAUUACACAGUCUAUGGUAGAAGCUAUAGCUGAAGCGGACAAACACGAAACUGUUUCGGAAAUAGUGCCAUCUGCUUGUGUUGUGACCCAGUUACCAGCAAGUUGCACUGAGGAUGAGAAGGUUGUGAACAAAAAGGAUAUUUCUGAAAAAUGUAACAUGGAUGAAAAGAAGAAUGAAUUUAAUACCAAGGAACCCAGAGUGGACUUGCAAGUAGAAACAGAGAAGACUGAGAAGAACGAAGCUAGCAUUGUUGCAGAAAAAAUGAAGUUUAUAGCAGCAAUAAGAGAAAAGCCAGUAGAAAGUGCUGUAAUCAAGGCAGACCCAAAUAAAGGAGUGGGUCAGACCAGUAAGCUUAGUGAAACUAGCAAAACUAGUAUGCUGACUGUAUCAAAUGUAUGUAGUAAUAAGUCAAGCAUCAAGACUGCUGUGGUCUCAUCUCCUAAGGCAAAAACUACAACUUCAAAAACUGAAAAUCAAAAAACUUUGCCAAAAUCUGUGUUUAGAGAUCAAAUAAAUGCUGAAAAGAAACUUUCAGCCAAGGAAUUUGGCCUGCUUAAAAAUACCAGAUCAGGCUUGGCAGAAAGCAGCAGUAAAUCCAAACCCACUCAGAGUGGUGUUAACAGAGGAGGCAGUGGAAGGAUCUCAGCCCUUCAGUGCAAGGAUUCUAAACUGGAUUACAAGGAUAUAACAAAACAAUCUCAGGAAACAGAGACUAAACCUUCCAUCAUGAAACGGGAUGACAGCAACAAGGCUUUGGCUGGACAAAACACUAAGAAUUCUAAAAGUACUACUGGUAGAAGUUCCAAAUCGAAAGAGGAACCAUUAUUUACAUUUAAUUUGGAUGAAUUUGUUACUGUGGAUGAAGUUAUCGAAGAAGUGAAUCCUUCUCAAGAGAAGCAGAAUUCAUUAAAAGGAAAAAGAAAAGAAGCUCUCAAAAGUUCUCCUUCCUCGGAACUUAAUUUAAAAAAGAAGAAGGGGAAAACUUCUGUUCCUCACAGUGUUGAGGGAGAAUUAUCUUUUGUAACAUUAGAUGAGAUUGGAGAAGAGGAAGAUGCCGCCACACAAGCUCUAGUCACUGUAGAUGAAGUAAUCGAUGAAGAAGAGCUCAACGUAGAAGAAAUAGUAAAAAAUUCAAAUUCCCUUCUUACAUUAGAUGAAUUAAUUGACCAAGAUGAUUGCGUUUCCCACAGUGAACCUAAGGAUGUCACUAUUCUGUCCAUGGCUGAAGAACAAGAUCUUCAACAGGAACGCUUGGUAACUGUGGAUGAAAUUGGAGAAGUGGAAGAGUUACCUUUGAAUGAGUCAGCAGGCAUAACUUUUUCCACUUUGAAUGCUAAAAGAGAUGAAGGAACUACUGUAAGGGAUUCCAUUGGGUUCAUUUCUUCUCAAAUGCCUGAAGACCCUUCUAGUUUAGUUACUGUGGAUGAAAUACAGGAUGACAGCAGUGAUUUGCAUUUAGUGACUUUGGAUGAAGUAACUGAAGAGGAUGAAGACUCUCUGGCUGAUUUUAACAACCUUAAAGAAGAGCUUAAUUUUGUUACUGUGGAUGAAGUUGGAGAAGAAGACGGAGACAAUGAUUCAAAAGUUGAGUUAGCACAAAGCAAAACUGAUCGCCAUACAGAUAAAAAAGGAGAUAGAAAGAGGAGAGCUGUGGACCCAAAGAAGACAAAACUUGAGUCUUUGUCCCAAGUGGGUCCAGGAAGUGAGACCAUUACACAAGAUGAUCUGAAAUCCAUGCUUGAAAGACACUUGGCAGCUAAAACACUAGUGAAGAGAGUUAGAAUUGGCAAAUCACCACCCUCACAAAAAACUGUAAUAGCAGACCCAGCAGAAGGUAAAGAUGCUCUCCAAAUGAGUGAAGGAAUUGAUGAAGAAGCUGAAAUAAAGGAUUCAGAACCUGAAGAAAAACGCAAGAAGACUGAAGAUUCUCCUUUAGGUAAAUCAGUGGCACCUGAUGUGUCUGAAGGUUUAGACUUCCUUGUACCAAAGGCUGGCUUCUUCUGUCCAAUUUGCUCCCUCUUCUACUCAGGUGAAAAAGCAAUGAUAAAUCAUUGUAGGAGCACACGUCAUAAGCAGAAUACAGAGAAGUUCAUGGCGAAGCAAAGAAAGGAAAAGGAGCAAAAUGAAACUGAAGAAAGAAGCUCUAGGUGAUUGAGGAAAAGAGGAAAGAAUUCAUUAGAAAUUCAUCUAGGGUCCAGUUGAUUUGUGUAUUUUUGUUAUUGCUUAAUUUGUAAUUUUUGUUUCAGAAACAAAUAUUCAUGUUGUACAAAUUUCUGAUUGCCUUUGAUGUAGAGAAACUGAUGGGAAAAGUAUGAUGGGUUUGAUUUUUAUAUCAAAUCAUCAGGCAUGGAAAAAUCUUUUAGGAGUGUUAAAAUAAAUGUUCCUACUGUAUAUUUAAA
Molecule: messenger RNA, 6361 nt
Organism: Nannospalax galili (Upper Galilee mountains blind mole rat)
Lineage: Eukaryota; Metazoa; Chordata; Mammalia; Rodentia; Spalacidae
Gene: Znf638
Product: zinc finger protein 638
Exons: 28
Coding region: 315-6113 (1932 amino acids)
Biological process (GO): RNA splicing; regulation of RNA splicing
Cellular component (GO): nucleus
Molecular function (GO): mRNA binding; zinc ion binding
Source: RefSeq, a predicted model, not a curated record